Zerene cesonia (dogface butterfly) is the source of this 2888-nucleotide messenger RNA. It is a transcript of the gene ltl, whose product is annotated as leucine-rich repeat-containing G-protein coupled receptor 4-like. Gene Ontology annotation, molecular function: protein binding. The transcript is spliced from 8 exons. Gene Ontology annotation, cellular component: extracellular matrix. Bases 190 to 2154 code for a protein of 654 amino acids. The record is from RefSeq and is a predicted model, not a curated record. NCBI's taxonomy places the organism in Eukaryota, Metazoa, Arthropoda, Insecta, Lepidoptera, Pieridae.
AAACGGAUCGAUAAAACGGGGCGAUGUAAUCAAUAAUUUGGCGAGCUCAGAAGUGCAAUUGCACGGGAGGGGUCGGAGGGAGCUCAAGGAGGUUGCGGGUGCGUGUGCGCAGCGCCGAGGAGCAGCGCUCGAGGCAGCAGAGAGACACCGAGCAGUCAGUAGCGCGAGCCGCCCCGCCUGGCACGCACGAUGUUUGCGCUCGCGCUCGCCGCUGUCGCCCUCUGCGCCCUGUCCUCCCGCCCCGGCGCGGGCGCCAGCCUCCACUGCGCCAUGCGCCGCGAGAUCUCGCCCUGCACCUGCCGCCGCGAGGACAACGGCACCGGCGCCAUCGUCGUCGUCUGCAAGAGCAUCAACACUUACGAGGAGAUCGCCCGAGCCCUCACCAACAAAUUCAACCCUGAGACCAAAAUCGUCCUCGAGGUGGCCAACUCCCAGCUGCCGGACUUCGCGGAGCACACCUUCCGCGAGCUGGGCCUCUCCAUCACCCGUCUCAAGCUCAACUUCGACAACCUAAGUGAAUUGAAAGAGAGUGUGUUCACCAAACUGGACCUGGUGGAGUUCUUCAGCCUGGCUGACAACUCCCUCGCUGAAAUGCCUCGUCAUGUCUUUAGGCAUCUACCGCACGUGCUGACCCUUGAUCUCUGUAGAAAUAAGAUCACUAAACUGACGGAGGAAGACUUUAAGGACAUUCAAGGCUUAGAACAUCUGCUGGUUGCUGACAAUCAGAUAUCCAAGAUUGAAAGACACGCAGUGCCCAAAGGCCUAAUACACGUGCACUUGGGCAUCAAUAAGCUGAACAGUCUCAACGGAGCGCUGAGGGAUCUGAAUGAUUUGGAGUGGAUUUUUAUCAAUGCUAACCAUCUCAAGUCGAUUGACAAUGAACUGCCUGUGAAAGCCAAAAAGCUAGUACUUAUCCAUGCCGCGCACAAUGAACUGCAGAGUUUACCAAAAGAUUUGCAACAGAUGCCUUCGUUACAAUCGUUGUAUUUUUACGACAAUCAUAUAAAGUCAUUGGACGGAGCUUUGCAAAAAUCAAGACGGUUGAUGACUAUUAGUUUAUCUUUCAACAAAAUUGAAACUCUAGCUGAAGAUGAUUUUGCUGAAGCCGAGAUACUAGCAGAUUUGGACAUUGCAUACAACCAGUUAAGAUCGUUAAAUGGUUCAUUAAGAAGUCUCAAAUCCCUACGGUACCUCAACCUGACACACAAUGCAUUCACUGAGUUUUCGCUGCAAGAAAUAAAGGGACUGAAACGCUUAUCCGUUAUCGAUCUGUCCCACAAUAAAAUUAGUUUCAUCUCUGGAAAUAUGGAGAAUCUCGUUGACGUAGAAACAAGGGUGUUAGAACUGCGUCUCGAUCACAACAACCUUCAUAACCUAGGCGGUGCGCUCAUGGGUCUCCACGGUCUACUGCGUUUGAAUUUGAGCAACAACCAAAUACAACAGAUCUCUCCUGACGAUCUUAUCGGCUUGGAGGAACUGAGACUACUCGACGUAUCGCACAAUCAUAUAACCACACUGGAAGAAACAUCGAAGACCUUCUUGCCGUAUCUGGAGGAAUUAAUCGCUCAUCACAACAACAUCACAGCGCUGGACAAGGACUUCCACGGCCUACCGUCUCUCUGCACAGCGGAUCUUUCAUAUAAUAAAAUUAAAACUGUGAAUUAUGAAGUUGUGUCCAAAUCGCGAUGUACUAUCAACGGAGUACCCAGUAUUCUGAAGAUUUAUCUUCAAGACAAUCCAGUGCUGUGCGACGAUCGUCUGUACGAGCUGGAGACUGUAUUGGUUGGGUUAAAUGCACGGUUGAGUGGAGACGCGACCUGCGUGGCGCCGCAAACCAGCGCCCCAGUGCUGAUGCGGGCUCUCAACGACAUUGUACCCGACGCCCCUGUUAUCGUCGUCACCCAUAUGGGCAACGGUGUCCGAGUGCUGGACGGGAGGGAGCUCCAGCCCGGGCACACGUAUCAACGAGUGGGCGCGCUGAUAGGCCACGUACUGCCAGACAGAGAGGGUGGCCUCCCGGUCCUCGUGGAACCGCCCGUCACCCUCCCGCCCGCGAGCUCCAACGUGGUCGUCAAGUGGCCGGACGAGAGACAGCAGGCCCACCCGCUAGCCGACCAUCUCCGCCUACGCGAUCUCAAAGCCUCGACACAGUGAGAUGUUGCCACGGCGCGUGACGCCUACGAACUUAGUGCUUCGUAUUAGCAAAUAGCCGCUUCAAAGCACAGGGGAGAUUUCGGAUAAUUUCAUUGUAAUGUACAUAGGAGCCAUUGUUACUAAUAUACCAAAGCAAUAUUUGAAAUUUAUACGCAUUCUUGAUGCUAGCAACAUGCCAUGUACCUACAUAAUAUAAGUAUAGUGUAGAUUUCGAAUAAUAUAGAUGUUUGAUAUUGCCGAAUGUCAGUGUGUGAAUGUGAAAGUAUUUCUCUUAUAAUUCCAAAUUUGCGGUUUUAGUAAAUCGACUAAUAUGUCAUAAUUAUUCGCGAUAAUUUUUUUUUAUUUGGUAUAAAAUUUAAAACACUAUUCGACUUUAUUUUUAAGUGAUCGUGGUGUACCUAAAAUAAUUUAUGUAUCGUAAUAAUUGUUAAUUUUACUAUAUAGUUUUUAGAAUAAUUUAUAUGGCAAUUAACAAUACUCAAAGCUAUUAACGUUUUAAUAUUAACAAAAAACUGUUCUAUUUUAAUUGAAACUACUAAUAGCUAAAAAUGUAUACGCCCAAUACUUCCUGAACUAAUUCUAUUCGUAGUUCCUUACAUAAUAAUAAUGAUAUUUUAAUUGAUUCUUUUAGUAUCCUACAACCCGGUUUAUUUUACCGGGAGACUUAGCUUUACGUAAUAGCUGUACGAAAGAUAACGAUUGUAUUUGUUGUUUCCAAUAAAUUAUACCAAUAG